Acanthoscelides obtectus is the source of this 1664-nucleotide messenger RNA. NCBI's taxonomy places the organism in Eukaryota, Metazoa, Arthropoda, Insecta, Coleoptera, Chrysomelidae. The record is from the annotation of a GenBank genome assembly.
AAAUAAAUUCGAUAGUCAAGAAAAUGCAUCGAUCAGUACCAAAAUACCAAUCUAACCAUCACCUACUUCGCUGUCGUAUGAAACAAAUGAUAACACAAUGCCGAAUCAUAGAUUAUGCCGUCUGUCCACGUGAAGAUAUCUCUUAUCAGAGUCUCGGUAACUACUGGUCAAAAAGGUUAUAUCGUAGCGCUGAUGCUAAGGCUCACGUCGAAGUGUUAACGUCAAGAGUUCAUCGUGUAUUUUGCACACAAAAAUGGGUGAGCCGAUCUGCAUCAAAGAUUUCGAGGAGUUUGCUUACAAGACAUUGCCCAGGAACGCUUUGGACUACUACAGGAGCGGUGCCGGGCAACAAGAAACAUUGGCAAACAACAAAAGAGCUUAUUCGAAUUAUAGAAUACGACCAAGAUGUUUGAGGAACGUCGCCGAAACAGAUAUAUCAGUGACGGUACAAGGAGAGCAUGUAUCUAUGCCCGUAGGUAUAUCACCAACAGCUAUGCAAAGAAUGGCGCACCCCGAUGGAGAAUGUGCCAAUGCCAAAGCUGCUCAGGAUAUGGGGACUAUUUUUAUAUUGAGCACCAUAUCAACAAGCAGUAUUGAGGAGGUAGCCGAGGCUGCACCAAGAGGCAUUAAAUGGUUCCAGUUGUACAUCUAUCGAGAUAGAGAAGUUACCAGACAGCUAGUGUCUAGAGCAGAACAUGCUGGAUUUAGAGCUUUAGUAUUGACAGUAGAUGCCCCAUUCUUUGGACUGCGACUAGCAGAUAUAAGAAAUAAGUUCGUUUUGCCGCCACAUUUGAAAUUGGCAAACUUUCAAGGCACCAAAUCAACAGACAUCAACAAAUCUAAAGCCGGAUCCAGCCUAAAUGACUACGUCAAUUCUCUGUUCGAUCAGACGAUCGAGUGGAAAGAUAUCGCAUGGUUGAAAAGCAUCACGAAAUUGCCAAUUAUCCUAAAGGGUAUUCUGAAUUUUGAAGAUGCUAUUAUGGCUGCAGACGCAGGAGUUUCGGGUAUUAUAGUGUCGAAUCAUGGCGGCAGACAAGUGGACACCUGGCCAGCAUCUAUUGAGGCUCUCCCUGAAAUCGUAAAGGCUGUAGGAGAUAGAGUGGAAGUGUAUGUCGAUGGAGGCGUGACACAAGGCACAGAUGUGUUCAAGGCGCUGGCACUUGGCGCAAAAAUGGUGUUUAUGGGUAGACCAGCUCUUUGGGGUCUCACCUAUGCAGGAGAGGCAGGCGUUAAAAAGAUAUUGAAUAUUAUGAAAAGAGAAUUCGAAUCCACACUUGCUAUAUCAGGUUGUGCCAGGAUCAGUGACAUCACUCCUUCCAUGGUUGUACAUAAGUCUUAUUACGCCAAAUUAUAAUUUUGCUAUAACCAAAUAUUUUUAUAUUUAUAUUUUUAAGCAAUAGACAGCAUUAUACGAUAUCAUUAAUAAAUAAAAAUACAAAAUUUGCUUUAUGUGUAACUCCAAUCACUAAUUCAAACGAAGUAUAGUUUGGAAGUAAUAUGAUAUAAUACGUAUUUAUCACAGCUAUGCUUAUGGAUCUACAAACAUUGUAGAUAACGCCUUUUGACACUAAGAUCUCGAGUUAUCUUGACACUUCCGUCUUUACACGAUACACUAUAUAAGGGAAUGUCUAAACUUUGAAAGCAUCAUAUUAUAUAAAAUAGAG